Molecule: messenger RNA, 441 nt
Organism: Suillus fuscotomentosus
Lineage: Eukaryota; Fungi; Basidiomycota; Agaricomycetes; Boletales; Suillaceae
Exons: 1
Coding region: 1-441 (146 amino acids)
Source: RefSeq, a predicted model, not a curated record
AUGAACCGAACACAUGAAUUAGACAUAUCUCUAGAGGAUCAUCUUCUAGAAGUUCUAAAUGCUCUUCCGACUAUUUUACCCGACGACCUGGCUGUCGAAUUGUCAGCCUUCAUAACACCAUCAAGCACUGUCAUUCCGUACUACAUUCUCCUCAAGAUAUCCCAAUGGUCUCGCUCACCAGCAGGUCUCAAAACACUGCAGAGCUCUUCGCUGGAUCCUCAGUCUUAUUCCAUGGUCUCUCUGCUUGCUGGCACGCGAACAUCACCAGAAAAGAAGUUUCCAGCAUACGUAGCAAAGGACCCAGAAACAGAGCGCCGGCAGGCAGCAAAUGACAAGAAGGCAGUAUCUACGAUCGUUAAUGGCGUCCUCAGCGUUGCAGGAACCGGUUUUGCAACAUGGUGGGCAAGUGAACGUACGGGCCUGCGCCUUGAAUGGGUAUGA